UAAAACCACCACCUGGUAGCUGGUUUUGCAACUGACAACAAUAAUGAUAGGGUUUUCGGUCUUCAGUUUGGUUUAUCUAUUGAGUUUUCUUGGACAUUCUGGAGCGAUCGAAAUAGACGAGUAUCUUGCCGUUGACAAUUGCGAUGAAUAUAAACAACAGUCAGCUGUGCCACUACCGAUCACUGGUAACCCAAGAUGUAUUACGAUAGCACAGAACAAUAAGCGCAUUACUGAUGGAAAGCCCCUAUAUACCAGUUUUACUGAUCAAUUGGAUUUUAAAGACAAUACUCCUCGCUUUUGUUUCGACCAAAGCAAUAAACUUGUUGCUUUUGAUGCCUCUUUCGACAGUAACAAUCCAGAUAAAGUUGCCAAGGUUGAGAUUACACCAUGUAGAAAUGCGGGAUACUGGACCAAUGGAAACGUAUUUUGUACUGUUCCUGAAUGUUCGAAAUAUGUAGAGCAAACGAAUACAAAAUAUUUUGAAGAUGAACUGCAUGUUACUGUGAAUAUGAAAGACCUUUACGAGAUACCGGUAACAGGAUUGGGAGUAACACGUGGUGUCAAUGUUAUAAAGUUUGGUGGAACGCCCGAUCAUCGUUUGAUAUAUAAUAUUAAGACCAAUUUGACAAAGAAGCUAAACACCGAAGAUUUUAAAGAAUACUGUGAAAGAUAUGGUCCUUGUUAUAAGGGAGAGUUCCUAGGGAGAAGCGAUAUACUCUACCUUAACGGUGGGAGGCCUCCAUUAGUUUUUAAACGACAAGGUGAUGAGGUAUUCAUUGUUCUCAGGUACGAUCCAAGAAUGUUUGCUUUUCGCGAUCGCCCUCCUUAUGUGUCCUGUUAUUACACACCUGAUAAAACUUCCGAAGAGUGUGACUCACCAACAGGUUCCUUUAAGUGGACAAAAUUAUGGAAGGCUUCAUUACCUUAUGAAAAAGAAUGGUUGUCGUUGCGUUUCUCCACUCGAUGGUCUUCCAAACAAGAUUGCAUCAUUCGAGUCACUGAUACCGAGACGGGAAAUGAUCUUAUUAACUUUACUGGGCCCUGUGGAAGAUAUGCUGAUAUGGAUUUAGGGAAUUUUCCUUAUCCUAGGAUUGGCCUCUUUGGUAAAGGUAUAAAUGGAUCUGUCAAAAUGAGAUUCAAAGAUAUUAUGUUCAAAUGAUGAUUCUGCUCUACUGUAAGCUAAUUUACGUCGAAUAGCUAUGUUUUUAGACUGAACUCAUUGAUUAGUUCCUCUUUUAAUAGUAUUCCGAUAAACGACCUUGAUAAUAUUUAUUAUAGCAUAUAAAAUAAACAUGUAUAUUAUUAAUUAAGAUUCGUUACAUUUAUCCAUUUUGAAAUCGAACUGAAAUAAAUAAAGUUUUAUUUUCGACCUA
Molecule: messenger RNA, 1373 nt
Organism: Mytilus californianus (California mussel)
Lineage: Eukaryota; Metazoa; Mollusca; Bivalvia; Mytilida; Mytilidae
Exons: 3
Coding region: 44-1159 (371 amino acids)
Source: RefSeq, a predicted model, not a curated record